Messenger RNA from Fusarium poae, 966 nucleotides. RefSeq lists its product as uncharacterized. The transcript has a single exon. The record is from RefSeq and is a predicted model, not a curated record. Lineage: Eukaryota; Fungi; Ascomycota; Sordariomycetes; Hypocreales; Nectriaceae. Gene Ontology annotation, molecular function: catalytic activity. Bases 1 to 966 code for a protein of 321 amino acids. Gene Ontology annotation, biological process: nucleoside metabolic process.
AUGUCCGAUCCUCUUGUCUACACUAUUGGUUGGAUCACUGCCCUCAAAGCCGAAUAUGUCGCUGCACAAGUUUUCCUGGACGAAAGACACCCUGAACCCAGAUGCAGAUCACCAGGUGAUGAUAACCAUUACACCCUUGGUCGGGUAGGCGAUCAUAAUGUGGUCAUCACUGUUCUCCCUGCAGGACAGUAUGGCUUGAAUAGGGCCGCCGUGGUCGCAGGAGACAUGCGACAUAGCUUCCCUAACAUCAGUGCUUGUUUGAUGGUCGGCGUUGCAGGCGGCGCUCCGAACAGCAAAAACGAUAUCCGUCUAGGGGAUGUUGUCGUGGGCACACCGAGCAAUAACCACAGUGGUGUCUUCCAGUAUGAUUUUGGUCGGUCAAUCCAACAACAAGACUUCCAACACACCCAGCAUUUGAGUCAGCCACCUAUGGUAUUCCAAGAAGCGGCAAAGCGGCUUCGAGCUCAGCACAACGCCAAAGGUACCCGGCUUCACAAUGCAGUCAUUGCCACUCUGGAUAAAUAUCCAAGGCUACAAAAAGCAUACGGACGCCCUGAUACCCCCGACCAGCUCUACCUCCCUGAUGUAAUUCACUCAGGAGUAGAUGGUUCUGCCUGCCUCCAAGCCUGUGGAAGUGACCCUUCAAGCUUGGUUGAUCGAUCAGAACGGACGCGGUGUGAUCUUGAACCUUCCGUCCACUACGGACUCAUAGCUUCCGGCAACACUCUUUGCCGCGACGCGUUGAUGAGAGAUAAGAUCUCCACAGAGAAGGAUAUCCUCUGUUUCGAAAUGGAAGCAGCGGGUGUUGUGGAUGUUAUUCCCUGCCUGGUUGUUCGUGGUAUCUGCGACUACUCCGAUUCUCAUAAGAACAAGGAUUGGCAAGGUUACGCGGCCAUGACAGCUGCAGCAUAUGCAAAAGAAUUGUUGAACAAUGUCCCUCAGGAUAGGGUUGGGAAUGGUUAUUGA